GUGAUUGAAGCAAACUUGAGUGGAGAAAUGAACUUGAAAAUAGAAACUGACUUAGUAUCCGUAACAACACAUUUUAAAGACUUGGGAAAUCCUCCCUGGGCAUCAGAGGAUGGAUCUGAAAGUUCUUCUCAAGGCCGAGAUCUGGAGAGCAUGGCUGAGGCACGCAUAGACAUCAAGAAGCUGCAGCAGCUGCUUGCUGGACAGCAGGUCAACCCCACAAAAGCCUUGUGCAAUAUUGCAAGUAAAAGAAUUGUCCACUUCAUAUUGCUCCAUGAGGAUGUUUCACUUCAGUAUUUUAUUCCAGCACUUGCCUGA
Tauraco erythrolophus (red-crested turaco) is the source of this 315-nucleotide messenger RNA. The record is from RefSeq and is a predicted model, not a curated record. NCBI's taxonomy places the organism in Eukaryota, Metazoa, Chordata, Aves, Musophagiformes, Musophagidae.